This is a messenger RNA of Lontra canadensis (Northern American river otter), 1269 nucleotides long. It is a transcript of the gene PDRG1, whose product is annotated as p53 and DNA damage regulated 1. The record is from RefSeq and is a predicted model, not a curated record. The transcript is spliced from 5 exons. Lineage: Eukaryota; Metazoa; Chordata; Mammalia; Carnivora; Mustelidae. The coding region runs from base 24 to 425 and encodes 133 amino acids.
GUGAGUCGGAGUUGGCGGACACCAUGCUGUCACCAGAGGCGGAGCGGGUGCUGCGGUACCUGGUGGAGGUGGAAGAGCUCGCCGAGGAGGUGCUGGCGGACAAGCGGCAGAUUGUGGACCUGGACACCAAAAGAAAUCAGAACCGGGAGGGCCUACGGGCCUUGCAGAAGGAUCUCAGCCUCUCUGAAGAUGUGAUGGUUUGCUUCGGGAACAUGUUUAUCAAGAUGUCUCAUUCUCAAACGAAGGAAAUGAUUGAGAAAGAUCAGGGUCAUCUGGAUAAAGAAAUAGAGAAACUCCGGAAACAACUUAAAGUGAAGGUUAACCGCCUCUUUGAGGCCCAAGGCAAACCAGAGUUGAAGGGUUUUAACCUGAACCCCCUCAACCAGGAUGAACUUAAAGCUCUCAAGAUCAUUUUAAAAGGAUGAAGCUUAAGAACCAUGAUGGGGGGACCUGUGACAGCAUCUCCCCCUGUGGUCAUGGAGGACCCAGGACUCUCCAGCUUCAUAACCUGCAAGGACAUGAUCUACACUGCUAGGAGAUUUGUGUCAGGAAUCUGAGCAUGAGAAGCCUCUGUCUGUGGGGAUUGUGACUUUGUGACGGCAGGAGGGAGCCCUCAGCCUGCCAGUGUCUGCUGGGUCUCACCAUUGGAGCUGGAUGGACACAAGACCCAUUGAUGGGCCUUGGCAGCCACCAGCGAUGGGCGGGGGCAGUGCCCGUGGGGGUGAGAAUGACCGCAGCAGGCACUUCUAACAAGGGCCUGCUGUUCAGAUGGGCCCCCAGCAGCAGCAGGGAGCAUCAUUCCUGCAUUCCUUUCAGGAACAGAGGCAUUCUCAAGCAGCAUGUAGUGGAAUUAGAGUAAAGCGGGAGGCUCACAGGUGGUUUCUGAAUGAAGGACAGAAUCUCGGUGCUUCAUAGGUCACCGCAGCCAUCUGUGGGACAGAUACGCCGUUCCCCACCACGGCCUCCGCUGUGGCCCUUUUUUCCUGCCUGCCCUUGGGACGGAGCCCAGAGCAGGUGCUGCAUAGCAGACUCGGCACCUGCUGUUGAGUCAGAAAGUCCUUGCGGAGUCCUGCGCUGGGGGUGGGGGAGGGAGCUGCCUCUUCACAUAGCUCUCCGCCGCCUCUGAAGGCAGGCCUGGGCUGGACUGCUCAGAGUUCCUGCCUGCCCUCCGUGCUCUCCGAUCCUGGGGUCAGUGUGCUGUGAGGGCAGCACUGUGUCUUUCAUGUUCACUGAGGGCUUAAUAAACGUUUCCUAACGGAAUGAACGGUA